UGCGCUUAGCAACAAGCAACAACAAACAUUCUGUUCAUUAUUCAUCCCGCCGGGCCGGCCGGCAAACCAGUCUUUCGUUCCAAACCACCAAGCGAAGUCAUUCAGUCAGUUACUGUUCAUAGCAACAGCGGGAGUGUUGAUAUUGUUGUUUUAAAUCAGUUUAUAUUCGCUUUUUUCUCCUCAUUUUAUUAAUAGAAAAUGCCGAAGGCAGUGUUCCACUAUUUUCCCGUGAAGGCUUUGGGCGAACCCGUCCGCUUGCUGCUUGCGUAUGGCGGUCAGGAGUUCGAGGAUGACCGUAUUCCGUCUGACAAGUGGCCAGAAUACAAACCAAAAACACCAUUUGGCCAGAUGCCUGUGCUGGAGUUGAACGGGAAGGUAUACGCUCAGAGCAUAGCCACCUCCCGGUAUCUGGGCCGCAAGUACGGGCUGGCUGGUGCUGAUAUCGAGGAAGACUUCCUCAUCGACCAGUACGUGGACUUCCUUAAUGACAUCCGCGCAAAGGCAGCUACCGUCCACUACGAGCCUGACGCGGCGCUCAAGGCCAAGAAACACGAGGAGAACGCCAAGAACCUGUACCCGGUGUUGCUCGGAAAGCUGGAUGACAUCAUCCGGAAGAACAACGGGCACCUCGUAGCUGGCAAGUUAACAUGGGGGGAUUUCGUGUUCGCGGGAAUGUACGAUUAUCUCAAGGCGAUGCUGCAGUCCCCAGACUUGGAUACAAAGUACCCGAGCUUCAAGAAGUUGCAGGAUACAGUACUGUCCUUGCCUAAAGUGAGGGAGUACGUCGCUGCUGCGCCACCUACUGAGUUGUAAGAGGUUUACAGUGGAGGAGUAAGGAUUCUUUAUUGUUACAGCUGAGGUUUAUUUGCUGUCUUAAAUAAUAUGUAGAUGGAGCGUCACAAAAUGACCCAUAAACGGUCAGCUAACUGUUAUUUAACAUGUCGUUUAUCUUUAGAUUAUUCUUGUUUUAGAUCAGUCGUUCUAAAAUCUAAAAUUACACGGUGAUCAAGUAUUGUGCAAAUCGUCUGUGUAAGUAGCGUUUAAAUGUUUAAUUUUUUAAUAUUCUGCACGCUAUUUGAACAAUGUGCCCUAAAUGUUUGAUUCUAUAACACUAAUUAAGAUCUGUUUCAAACAUAUUUAUGCAAAUAAUAUUAUUAAUAUUACAAUAAAAUUACAAACAGAAUGAAAAAAAAAAAAUAUAGAUAACAUAAUAAAUAUAAGUAAAUAAAAUGAAGCUAAAAAUCACAAUUUAAAAGAUCAUUACUAUAUAUUGCGAAAAGCGCGCCAAUAAGUUU
Galleria mellonella (greater wax moth) is the source of this 1295-nucleotide messenger RNA. Its product is annotated as glutathione S-transferase 2-like. The transcript is spliced from 5 exons. Lineage: Eukaryota; Metazoa; Arthropoda; Insecta; Lepidoptera; Pyralidae. The record is from RefSeq and is a predicted model, not a curated record. Gene Ontology annotation, molecular function: glutathione transferase activity. Gene Ontology annotation, biological process: glutathione metabolic process. The coding region runs from base 199 to 813 and encodes 204 amino acids.